UUAAAUUUGUUUGAUGAUUUGAAACAUUCAAGUGUGACAAUUAUGCAAGAAGAGAAGAAAUCAGGAAGGAGGCAAACACUUGUUCACACCACAGUAUAUGAAAAUGAGGCUUUAUCGCUGGUUGUAUGUAUUCUUGUACUUCGGAUACUGCUUUAUCGUGAUUGUUAAGUUUCCCUCUUAAAUUUUGUGUUAAAUUAAUAUGCAGACUUAAACCAUAGCCAAUGACUACGUUUACAUGCAGUCAAUAUUUGGGUUAAGGUCAAUAUUCCGGUUUCUGAUACAUUCGGAAUAACCCGUUUACAUGUGCAACGUGAAAAGAAAAAAAAACCCAGCAUGGACAACAUCUCGAUGCACGGAAAACGUCAUGACGCAAUGCGCGUCAUUUCCGAUUCUUCUUCCUGUUUCCAAAAAUAGAUCUGAUAAUCUGAUAAAUCUGAUAGAUUUUGCUAUAGCGGUACUUUCUACCAUCAAUAAAAGACAUAAUGUUCCUGUCUUUCACCACACUAACAUGGUGGCUUAUCUCCCCCUCGCUCCAAAAGUGUGGGGUUCUGCGUGUCGUCAUGUUUACAAGUAGUUCCUGCCAAAGACACAAGAUUCCUUUCGAAUAGAACAUGCGCAAAACACAAAUGAAUGCUCCUUUUGAUUGGGAUAUCCCGAUAGGCGUAUACAUGACCUGAUUUCCGGGUUAGAAAAGGAGUAACCCAGGGGUAAUGCUUGGGUUUUUAAAAAACAGAAUAUGAGCAUAUUCCGGUUUUUCAAAAGGGUUAUUGGUGUUAACAUGACCACAACCGCGUUAUUGCCAAUAUUCCGGUGAUGAUAGGGUUAUUUGACUGCAUGUAAACGUAGCCAUUGAGAGUGGACAAAAAAGUGAAGCUCAAAUUCAAACCAUUCAAACGGAAGGAUGCCAACGUCAAACUGGAAUAAAACAUAUGUAGGAUGACUACUUGUCUAUUUAUUAGUGCUCAUGUGAAACUUUAUCAAAAUGUGACCACUCAAAAUACACAUUUUUGAACCGUAAUUCCUAUAAAAUUAAUUAACCCUUUAAUUAUGGUCAAUAUUUCAAGUUAAAAAAUAUAAACCUGAAGGGGUAUUAUGACUGUAAAAAGUUUGGGAGCCACUGCUCUAGUUAAUUGCUCUAAUGGAGACACCCCUCUGGCCCUUUCUUUGUAUUGUCUUUUACUGAAAACACUCACUUUGCCUCACUUUGCUCAGUGGAGUGUUAAAUAUCAGAGUUGAUACUGCUGUAGUGUUCUCCUGCAUGUUGAGUAGGAUGUGUUGAUAAAAUAGUGCUAAGCAGAAGGUGGUAUAACACGCACGUUUUCAUCUUCUCUCCUCUUUUCAUUACUGUCUUUUCACCGGUUGUUUUCAUGCCUCACAUUAGGAUUGUUGCCCACUCUUAAUAAGCAUAUUGCGUUAUCAUCAUUUUGCUCCUAUUGAACACAGAGACACAGGAAUGUUGCACUAAAUGUAUUUAUUACCAUCCUGUCUUCCCUCUUUGUAUCUGUUAGCACUGACAUAGCACUGUCUUCUCAUUGGAGUGUUUCAGCCAGCAUGCUCAUGUGUUGUCUGUGCACUACACUACACGUCUGUGUUAGAAUGCUUCAAAUAAACCAAAAUAUGUCGACUGUAGCUUUCUAUGAGCAUAUUUAUUAUCAGUGUUGGGCAAAUUACUAGUAAUUAAUUAUUGUUACCAGAGAUGGGAGUAAGUCACUCAUUUGCAAGUCACAAGUGAGUCUCAAGUCAUAAGAAUCAACCAAGUCAUGUCAAGUCAUUGCUCAGGUCAAGCAAGUCACAAGUCAAUUGACUUUCGUGGUCCCCGCCACCUCCUCACUCCCCAGCAUUCCUUACCUGGGAUCCCUGUGGCCUUGAAACAGUCUAUCGACCUGCGGACAUCCAUGGACGGGAAGUACAAGGAAAUUGCCGAGGAGCUGUUCUCACGCAGCCUGGCAGAUAGUGAGAUGCGCAGCGCUCCUUAUGAAUUCCCAGAGGACAGCCCCAUUGAAAAGCUGGAGGAGAGACGCCAACGUUUGGAGAGACAGAUUAGCCAAGAUGUCAACUUGUCUGUCCACAGGUUUGAACCAGAUAUCUUGCUGCGGGCCAAACAGGAGUUUAUGAAAACUGACAGUGCCGCUGAUCUCGAAUACAUGAAGGAGCAAAGCCAAGCACCAGACCUGCUGGAGAGAGAGCUGCUCCCAGAGAGAGAGUACCAGCGAGUCACCAUCUCUGGAGAGGAGAAAUGUGGAGUUCCAUUCACUGACCUGCUGGAUGCAGCAAAGUGUGUGGUGAAGGCCCUCUUCAUAAGACAGAAGUACAUGGGCCUGUCACUGCAGAGCUUUUGCAGGACCACUGCUCGAUACCUGCAGGAGCUGAGUGAGAGACCCCUUGACCUAAGCAUCUAUGAGCAGGACAUCCAAGAGGUGGCAGAGACUGCUUUCACUGCAGACGCCACAGUGCAUCCACCUGUUUCUGAAACACACCCCUACAAGAACCAGGACCCGGCCAGCAUGCCCCCCGACAUGGGCUACGGCUGCAAGAUGGUGGAUGGCGUCAUGCACGUUUACACAUCAAGAGCGACGAUGGACAAGAGCACAGAGCUGGACCUUCCAUAUCCAGACCUACAGGAGUACAUCGCUGAUAUGAACGUCAUGAUGGCCCUCAUCAUCAAUGGACCAGUGAAGUCUUUCUGCUACCGUCGCCUGCAGUAUCUUAGCUCCAAGUUCCAGAUGCACAUCCUAUUGAAUGAGAUGAAAGAGCUGGCAGCACAGAAGAAAGUCCCGCAUCGAGACUUCUACAACAUCCGGAAGGUGGAUACACAUAUCCAUGCCUCCUCCUGCAUGAACCAAAAGCACCUUCUGCGCUUUAUCAAAAGAGCCAUGAAGAAGUAUCCUCAGGAGAUCGUGCAUGUGGAGCGAGGCAAAGGGCAGACGCUCAUGGAGGUGUUUGAGACGAUGAACCUGACGGCUUUUGACCUCAGUGUGGACACCUUGGACAUGCACGCUGAUCGCAACACUUUCCAUCGCUUUGACAAGUUCAAUGCCAAAUACAAUCCCAUUGGUGAAUCCAUCCUAAGAGAAAUCUUCAUCAAAACUGACAAUCACGUCGAGGGAAAAUACUUUGGUCACAUUGUUAAGGAGGUGAUGGCUGACCUGGAGGAGAGCAAGUACCAGAAUGUGGAGCUCAGGUUGUCCAUCUAUGGCCGCUCCAGAAAUGAGUGGGACAAACUGGCCAAGUGGGCAGUCAAGCAUCAAGUCUACUCUAACAACGUGCGCUGGCUGGUACAAGUGCCAAGGCUUUUUGAUGUGUACCACACCAAGAAGCACCUGUCCAACUUCCAGGAGAUGCUGGAGAACAUCUUCCUGCCUCUGUUUGAAGUCACAGUCCAUCCUGGCUGUCAUCCUGAGCUGCAUCUCUUCCUCCAGCAUGUUGUAGGUUUUGACAGUGUGGAUGAUGAGUCCAAACCAGAGCAGCAUAUCUUCAACCUGGACAGUCCACUGCCAGCCAGCUGGACAGAGGAGGAGAACCCGCCCUACUCUUACUACCUCUACUAUAUGUAUGCAAACAUGACCGUUCUCAAUCACCUGCGCAGGCAGCGGGGGUUCCACAGUCUUGUCUUGCGUCCUCACUGUGGUGAGGCAGGCCCUAUCCAUCACCUGGUGUCUGGUUUCAUGCUGUCUGAGAACAUCUCCCACGGGCUGCUGCUCAGAAAGGCUCCCGUACUGCAGUAUCUGUACUAUUUGGCUCAGAUUGGCAUCGCCAUGUCUCCUCUCAGCAAUAAUAGUCUGUUUCUUAGCUACCAUCGUAACCCUCUGCCUGAGUACCUGUCCAGAGGACUUGUGGUCUCUCUGUCUACGGACGACCCCUUGCAGUUUCACUUCACCAAGGAGCCCUUGAUGGAGGAGUACAGUAUUGCCGCUCAGGUGUGGAAGCUGAGCUCCUGUGACAUGUGUGAACUAGCCCGAAACAGUGUGCUGAUGAGUGGCUUCUCUCAUAAGUUGAAGAGCUACUGGCUAGGGCCAGACUAUGUCAAAGAAGGGCAGGAGAGCAACGACAUCAGCAGGACUAAUGUUCCUGACAUCAGAGUGGCCUACCGCUACGAGACCAUGUGCGAGGAGCUCAAUUUGAUCACGCAGGCCAUCCGCACGGACGAGCUGGACACCAUCGAGGAAGAAGAGAGUCUCUACAUGGCAUCUGCACAAACAGAGCAAUAAAUAAACAUGACUGUACCCAAUUUCUCUGAAUCACAACUUUGUACACAUUUUGUACAAAUUUGUGUACAAAUAGUCAAAAAGCACUUUGAGAAAGGGCCGACAAUGUGUUGUUGUUUAUGUCUAUGAGUUGUGAAGUCUAUUAUUUUCAAUUUAUAUUAUGUGUUCAUGGCCAUAUAACGUCAGCCUUUCUGUGCUAAUUCGCUGUUGUAGACCUUAGCAUCAACAGUUACGUUGGUAUAGUCUGGUCUUGAUGCGUCCUUGAUGUCUUAUCAGUGGCUGCUUGAAGGCAUGCCAAACAGCCAUCACUUGUCUUGACUACAAUGCUGCUGAUAGUGAUAGCAUCUAGUCAUGCUCAUGUUCUCCCUCACGUCUGCUGUUAGUGUGAUGAUGCAUGAUAGGGCCUACGUUGCUGCAGUCACACCCUUUGCACAAAAUUCAACCAUGGCCAAAAAUCAUCAGUAGAUCAAUCAUUUAGGGAACAAGAAAUCGUCCUUCAAAGUCAGUUUGUAUCAUCCUGGGAACUACAAGUUACAGUUGAAGCCAUGUUUGUCUUCUCCCAGGUGAUCAUGUAUGUAGUUUGUGUAAUAUGAUUUCAUGUUGCCUGUAUUUAUGGAAAAAUAAAUGUUCAUGUUCAUGUGUUUGUCUUAAUCUUUCACUUAUAAUAACAGAAGUUAAAGUAACGGAUUACAUUUAAUUGCGUC
Messenger RNA from Dunckerocampus dactyliophorus (ringed pipefish), 4909 nucleotides. RefSeq names its product adenosine monophosphate deaminase 2b (gene ampd2b). Bases 1761 to 4208 code for a protein of 815 amino acids. The record is from RefSeq and is a predicted model, not a curated record. Gene Ontology annotation, biological process: AMP metabolic process; IMP salvage. Gene Ontology annotation, cellular component: cytosol. NCBI's taxonomy places the organism in Eukaryota, Metazoa, Chordata, Actinopteri, Syngnathiformes, Syngnathidae. Gene Ontology annotation, molecular function: AMP deaminase activity. The transcript has 18 exons.